Molecule: messenger RNA, 1293 nt
Organism: Australozyma saopauloensis
Lineage: Eukaryota; Fungi; Ascomycota; Pichiomycetes; Serinales; Metschnikowiaceae
Gene: PRO1
Product: glutamate 5-kinase
Exons: 1
Coding region: 1-1293 (430 amino acids)
Cellular component (GO): cytoplasm; cytosol
Molecular function (GO): ATP binding; RNA binding; glutamate 5-kinase activity
Source: RefSeq, a predicted model, not a curated record
AUGAUAGAACAUCCCCCAAAUACCUACACCAUCGUCAUCAAACUAGGUACCUCUUCUCUCGUCGAUGAGGUCACCCGCGAGCCAAGAAUCGCCAACAUGUCCAAUAUCGUGGAGACGGUAGUGAAACUCCGCCGCGCAGGCCACCGCAUCGUCUUGGUUUCGUCGGGUGCAAUUGCCGUGGGAAUGAAGAGAGUGGGAUGGUCGGAAAAACCAACAAAGUUGGCUGCAGUGCAGGCAUUGGCCUCGAUCGGCCAAGGGCGCUUGAUUGGACUCUUCGAUGAUUUGUUCCGUCAAUUGAACCAGACAAUUGCUCAGAUUCUCAUCACCAGAAACGAUAUCAUCGACUAUACCCAGUACCAAAAUGCCACCAACACCCUCAACGAGCUCUUGGAGAUGGGCGUGAUUCCCAUUGUCAACGAGAACGAUACGUUGAGUGUGGCGGAAAUCAAGUUCGGCGAUAACGAUACGCUUUCGGCCAUCACGGCGGGCAUGAUCCAUGCCAACUAUCUCUUCUUGAUGACCGAUGUGGAGUGUCUCUACACUGAUAAUCCACGGACAAACCCUGAGGCCCGCCCAAUUCUUUUGGUCGACAGCAUCGACGACUUGGCCGUGAAAACCGACUCGGAGGAUGCGGGCGCGGGCUCCAAGGUCGGCACCGGCGGCAUGACCACCAAGUUAAUCGCCGCCGAGCUUGCCACCAACGCGGGCGUCACCACCAUCAUCACUUUGUCGGCACAGCCACAAUGUAUUCUUGACAUUGUUGCCAACAUCCAGCGUUCUGACACCACUUUGCCUGCGGCAGACCAAGCCCUUCAUAUCGAGCAGGAGAUCGCUGCAGGCAAAAUCCCUCUUCAUACUCGCUUCUUGGGCCUCCCAAGAGAUACGCAAAUCCGUUCCGAUAGACGGUUCUGGCUCUUGCAUGGCCUCAAAACAAAGGGUGUGAUCUACAUUGACCUGGGCUGUUUCGAGGCGCUCACCCGUAAAAACAGAGCUGGCCUACUACCAGCCGGCAUCAUUGCCGUGGAGGGCUUGUUCCACGAGAGUGAAUGUGUUUCUGUGCGCGUGUUGCCCACUAAAAACUCUGCAUUGCAUGAAGCCGCCGAGGUGGGCCACUGUCGUGUGAACUACAGUUCUGUUGAGAUCAACUUGAUCAAGGGCCACAAGAGUAGCGAAAUCGCCUCGAUUCUCGGCUUUGCAGACUCAGAGUAUGUUGCUCACAGAGACAACUUGGCGUUCCCUCCCAGCUUGCCCCCUCUGACUGACGACCUCACUGCCUUGAAGUACAUUCCAUGA